Molecule: messenger RNA, 1930 nt
Organism: Rana temporaria (common frog)
Lineage: Eukaryota; Metazoa; Chordata; Amphibia; Anura; Ranidae
Product: biorientation of chromosomes in cell division protein 1-like 1
Exons: 6
Coding region: 1-1602 (533 amino acids)
Source: RefSeq, a predicted model, not a curated record
AUGGUAUAUAUGGGAACUGAUCCACCACCACCGAGACCUAGGACUUUCGUGAUCUUCUCCAGAUCUGCAAAAUAUGACUAUGAAUGGUUGGAGAAAUUGCUGAAAUCACCAAAAUGCCAGGAUUUUGUGAAUGAUGUCAGAGCGUUUUAUAUAUCUAACAAAGGAUAUGAAGAUUUUUAUAAAGAGGUCGCUAAUUGCACCUUUGGGAUCCUGUAUCACACCAAGAACAGAGGGAGAGUCAAUAUCACCGACGUCACCGACUCCUUGUAUGACAUGGAAAUAGAAUAUAUGUCAUCUGCACUUGGACGGUGUAACGUUUUAGUGGUGAUAGAUGACCUCAAGGACAGCGGAUUAAAGGAAAAGGAGAGGAUUCUGUACACUCAGCCCAGCAUCCACAAAUACUCCCGCAAUCUGCUACUUGUCACCCCGGAGGAGAAGAAGGAUGAAGCAAAGCUCCUGUCCAAGUUGAUGGAAGUAUUUAUGUCCCCCGCGAUGGAGGAACCAGAAAUACUAAAAGGAGCAUACAAAGAAGCAUUAGUUGGAGAGCAGGGAGACACAACAUCAGUCGUAGAGAAGGCCGCAACGACAUCAGUCAUAGAGAAGGACGCAAAAACAUCAGUCGUAGAGAAAGACGCAACGACAUCAGUUGUAGAGAAGGACGCAAAAACAUCAGUUGUAGAGAAGGACGCAAAAACAUCAGUCGUAGAGAAGGACGCAACCACAUCAGUUGUAGAGAAGGACGCAACAACAUCAGUUGUACAGAAGGACGCAACAACAUCAGUCAUAGAAAAGGAUGCAACGACAUCAGUCGUAGAGAAGGACGCAACCACAUCAGUCGUAGAGAAGGACGCAACCACAUCAGUCGUAGAGAAGGACGCAAAAACAUCAGUCGUAGAGAAGGACACAAAAACAUCAGUCGUAGAGAAGGACGCAACCACAUCAGUCGUAGAGAAGGAUGCAACCACAUCAGUCGUAGAGAAGGACGCAAAAACAUCAGUCAUAGAGAAGGACACAAAAACAUCAGUCGUAGAGAAGGACGCAAAAACAUCCAUCGUAGAGAAGGACACACCGACAUCAGCCAGAGAGAAGGACGCAAAAACAUCAGUCGUAGAGAAGGACUCAACGACAUCAGUCGUAGAGAAGGACGCAAAAACAUCAGUCGUAGAGAAGGACACAACAACAUCCAUCGUAGAGAAGGACACACCGACAUCAGCCAGAGAGAAGGACGCAAAAACAUCAGUUGUAGAGAAGGACGCAACAACAUCAGUCGUAGAGAAGGACGCAAUGACAUCAGUCAGAGAGAAGGACGCAAUGACAUUGGUCGAAGAAAGGGAUGCAACAACAUCAGUCGUAGAGAAGGACGCAACAACAUCAGUCAAAGAGGAGGAUGGAAAGAAUUUAAUAGGAGAGAAUAACGCAAAGAAGUCAGUCAGAGUGGAUGAUAAAGAGAAUCCUGAUGGAGAUAAUGACGCAAAAAAAUCUAAAGGAGAGAACAACUCAAAUGAUAAAAAAGAAACAGCUUUACAGAAUGGAGCAAAUAAAAAUAAUGAACUGGAAGUGGAAGGCAAAGCAUUAAUGACUGUAAUGUCAGAAGAACUCUGAUAAUGCUGAGACAUCAGCUGGUUGUAAAGCUUUAUGGACACCUGACACCCAGACCAAUAUCAUUUUAGGAUACAAUUAUCCUCAUGGGAAUUGACCUGGGAAUGGACUUUCAAUAUGAAAAAGUACCGUAAGGUAAUGUAACCCAGAGAAAUAUGAGGAUGAUAGAAAUUUGUAUUAUUGUGUUCAUACUUCUUAUUUCUCAUGGCUUCUAACAUUCUGUACAUAUAACAUGAUUACAAAUAACUCCAUCUGAGAUUGCACACAGAGGACCACACACUGAUGGCUGUUAGAUACAUUCAUUUUAAUAAAGGCUUCUUGGUUCAGUGUC